GACAUCACUACCGUCGACCACUCGCUGGCUUGUUAUCUGGCCCGCUCUCUCGCUCUCCGCUCCCGUAGUAGCGGGCCCGUAGUCGUUUCAGCUUCAGUCUUUCUUUCUAGUUCUGUUGCUACUCGUUCGCGAAAUCAGUUGACUUUCUGCUGCAACACAAGCGGAUGAAAUUUUUUUGUUUUAGUGUUGCGAAAAAGUUUGCAGCAAUUGCCAAAAAUCGGGGAAAAAUGUGAAAAUUAUACGGUAUAAAUGCGAAAUUCGACAAAACUCCAUAGAAUAAUACAAAAUUAAUUAAAGUGCAAUGUUAGAGCAAAGACAACGAGGAACGACGACGGAGCAACAACGAAGAAUGCAGAAGCAGCGGAAGCAGCAGCACUACGUAGCAAACGCAACACAACAAUAAUUAAAAGUGCAACAAUUACAACAACCAAAACAACAACAACAACCAACAUGUGAAUUGCGUUUUUUUUUUACCAAAACCAAAACAAAACCACGAAGAACAAGUGUAGCCAGAGCCUGAGAGAGAGGGAGAGUGAAAGAAGGAGAAAGCGAAAAGCGAAGAGCGCCAUAAGAAAGAGACAAAGAAAGAAAAAGCCGCCAAAAUGUUAUAGCAACAGCAACAAAAACAUAAACAACAACAACUAGCAACAAACCAACAGCAAAUAACAACAACAAAUGUAAUAUAAAUAACGGUUCAAGCAAAACCAAAAAACAAUUUCGCGCGCGCUCUUUUUCCUUCUACCCUUUGUUUCUCUCAAAGACGGACGAGGACGAACACUGAAAACACACACAAAAAAAAAACAACAAAACCGCUGCUUCUACGAAUUAUAUUUUGUUCGUCAAACAUAUUUUUUGAAAACUUCAAUCGUCAUUCAAUCAUCGUCAUAAUAACCACUCCAAUAAAACUCCACUCCCCCCGCAAUAUUCCGGAAACAGCAAACAAACAAAACAACAACAAUUUGAAAAGUGGCUAGAACAAAAACAGAAGAACAACAAAAUAAGAAAUCGGAAAGAAAGAAAGCAACAAAAACAAAAAGGAGCAGCCACCAAGAAACCACCACCAACACCAAUCCCCCCCAUCCCCAAACCAAGGUCAUCUCUUUGGUGGGGCAAACCAACACGAAAAUGCACGCGAGCGUUGACUGGUGUUUAAGAAACAACAAAAUCGACAAAAUUUACCAGGAAGAGCAGCAGUAUCAGCAGCAGAAGCAGCAGGAGCUGGAGGAUCUGAUCCGCUCGCGGUUGUUGUUGGGUGAGCAGCUGAGCUCGAAGUGGGUCGAGCUGACCUUCGAGGUGCGGUGCCAAUUGGACACGGACGCGAUAGAUCUUUGGCUGGAGGAGAAGGCACAGGAGCGGCAAAAGGAAAACAGACGGAGUGCCACCAAAGCCACACCAUCCACGCACACAGCCACAGCCACAGGCACAGUCACAGUCACAGUCAUAGCAUCCUUGACAGCAUCUGUACCGCCGCCAGGAGAGAAUUCUUCUUCGAGGAACAGAACGUCGAGAUCAUCUGGAGGAGCAGCAGCAGCAACAGGCGGAGUAGGAGGAGGAGGAUCAAAAGCUGAAGCUGCCACAAACCACAAAACAGCAACCGCACCGGCAACCGCAACCUCAACAACAAGUAAAACUAAAAACAAAAGAGGAGCAGGAGCAGGAACAGCAGAAGAAGAAGCAGCAAAUAUUCAAUUGACAGCUUUAUCAAAGUUGGAGAAACAUCAAAAAACGAUUCAAAUUCAAUUUAAAUUUCCACUGAAAAUCCAUCAAUUGGAAAAUCCCAUUUCGGUUUUUGCCAUUUGAGUCCUAGCAGUCGGGCCGUGCUGUCGGGCAAGUAGUAGUUCCAACCGUGCCUGUGCUUGUGCUCCGUGUUCACGUUCACGUUUGAGUUCGAAUUCGAUUUCGAAUUCACGUUCCCGCGUUCUCCAUUCCCUGUUUUCUCGUGUGUACCGUAAAGUGUGUAAAAUUACAACAAGAAAGAAAAGAAAACGAAAGGGAAGGGAAAAGGAAAGCAAAACAAAACAAAACAAAAGCAAACAAAAAACAUAAGAUUGUCGACAAAAUCAAAUAACAAAAUUGUGCAAAUUUUGUAAAAGAAAUAUAGGAAAACAAAACAAAAGGAAAGGACAAUUUUAAGGAAAUUUUCGAAAACAUUGUUGACAAAGCGAGCGGCAAGCGGCAAGUGGCAAGCGGCAAGCGGCGUCUUCCCGGCGUUCGUGCAGCGUAGCGUCGUGCAGGGUCGUGUGGAUCGCACUCGACUCUCCGUAUAAUCAUUACUUUUGUUGUUAUUCAAUUUAUUUUCGAAUUAAAAUUAAAUUUAAAUUUGGAUUACAAUUUGGAUUUCAAUUUGUAUUUGGAAUUGGAUUUGUUGGAUAUCUUCGGUUCAAUCGAACUCUUCUGCAAAACUCUGCAGAACCCAAAGCGAUCUUCAUGAUGGCGGAUCAUUUGGACGAGCCGCCCACAAAGCGGGUGAAAAUGGAUCCAACGGAUAUCUCGUUGUUUCUGGAAGAGAAUCUGCCCGACGAGCUGGUGUCCUCAAACAGCGGCUGGUCGGAUCAGCUGAGUGGCGGCGGCGGCGGUGGCGCCUCGAAUGUUGGCGUCACAAACACAAACUCAACAGGCGGCGGCGGCGGACCACAAGCCGUCGUCGGCGUCGGAGUCGGACCAAACAAACAGACAGGCCCUGGCCCUGGCUCUGGGCCAGGAGUCGGUCAGGUUGUCGUUACCUCACAAAUGAACGGAGCCGGCGGUGGCUCCCAGCAGCCUGGCAGCGGCGGCGAUGACGGCAGCGGCAACAGCAGCAGCGGAGGCGGCGGCGGAGGAGCGGGCAACCAGCAGCAGCUCCGCCAAAUGCAGCAGCAUCAGCAGCAGCACCAGCAGCAGCUGCAGCACCUACUCCAGCAGCAGCAGCAACAGCAACAGCAGCAGCAGCAGGGCCAGAAGGGGACCAUGGUGGUGCCGGGGAUGAACCAAUUGGGCAGCAAAUCCCCAAAUCUGCAGUCGCCCAAUCAGAGCGUCAUGCAGCAGGUUGCCACACAGAUGGGCAUGGUAAAUUCGAUGCCCAUGUCGAUAUCGAAUAAUGGAAACAAUGGCAUGAAUGCCAUACCAGGUGAGUGCCGCUUGAUCCCAGAUCAUUCUUUCUUCCUCUCGGAUAUAUGUACAUGUGUAAUCCUGUCUCCCGUCUCCUGUCUCCUAUCUGCAGGAAUGAACACAAUCGCCCAAGGGAAUCUGGGGAACAUGGUCCUCACCAACAGCGUCGGCGGCGGCGGCAUGGGUGGCAUGGUCAACCAGCUGAAGCAGCAGCAGCCAGGCGGUGGCAUGAUCAAUGCCGUUUCAGUGGCAGGCGGACCCGGAGGUCCCGUGGGCGCUGGCAGCGGCUCAGUGGCACCCAACCAGCAGGGCAUGCACAUGCAAAACGGUCCGAUGAUGGGUCGCAUGGUCGGCCAGCAGCAUAUGCUGCGCGGUCCCCACAUAAUGGGCGCUGCCGGAGGUGGCAAUGGACCAGGCGGCCCAGGGAAUGGACCCGGCGGCGGAGGACCACGCAUGCAGAAUCCCAACAUGCAGAUGGGACAACUGAAUAGCAUGCCCUACGGCGUGGGCCAGUACGGAGGUCCGGGCGGCAACAAUUCCCAGCAGCAACAGCAACAGCAGCAGCAGCUGCUUGCCCAGCAGAUGGCACAACGGGGAGGAGUCGGUGUCAUGCCGCAGGGCAAUCGCCCAGUGGGCACUGUUGUCCCGAUGCCCAGUUUGGGCGGCGAUGGCACCGGCGGACCCACCGGACAGCUAGUGGGCGGCAAUCCCCAGCAGCAGCAGCAGAUGCUCGGACAGCAGCAGCAGCCGGGUGCCCUUGGACCUCGUCCCCCGCAGCCGAACCAAUUACUGGGCCAUCCGCAGCAGCAGCAGCAGCAGCCAGGAACCUCACAGCAGCAGCAGCAGGGAGUCCAGGGUGUCCAGGUGGGAGCAGCAGGCGGAGCUGUGACAGCAGCAGUCGGAGGAGCGGGAAAUCCACAGGCGAACCGCCAGGAUGUCCCCGACGACCGCAAGCGACAGAUCCAGCAGCAGCUGAUGCUCCUGCUGCACGCGCACAAGUGCAACCGGCGGGAGACCCUCAAUCCGAACCGCGAGGUCUGCAACGUACCCUACUGCAAGGCGAUGAAGGCGGUUCUGGCGCACAUGGGUACCUGCAAGCAGAGCAAGGACUGCACCAUGCAGCACUGUGCUUCCUCGCGCCAGAUCCUCCUGCAUUACAAGACCUGCAUCAACAGCACCUGCAUCAUCUGCUAUCCGUUCCGCCAGAGUCAUUCGGUGUUCCAGAACGCCAAUGUCGGAGGCGGCGGAGGAGCGGGAAGCGGUGGUUCGACCCCUGGCGGGGGCCCACCAGGCAGCGGAGGGGCCGGCGGUCUCCAGCAACAGCAACAGAACCAACCUCUCACCGUGCUCGGUGGCGUCGGGGGAUCACUCGAUGGCAAGCAGCAGCAGCAACAGGUAGGAGCCCCAGGAGGAGCCCAGAAUACGGGCCUCGUGAUGCCCCAGCAGCAGCAGCAGCAGCAGCAGCAGGGCGGUGCACCCAAAUCCAACGCCGAAAUGGCCCAACAACUCGCCCAGCAGCAGCAGCAAGUCCAGCAGCAACAGCAACAGCACCAACAGCAGCAGGAGCUGCGACGCUUCGAUGCCAUGGGCCAGGUGGGACUCUCUCCCGUGACGGCCGGCAAUAUGAUCGGCGGUGGCGCGGGUGUCGGAGCGGGCCAGCAGCAGCAGGGGAUGCCUCCGAGCAUUCGAAUGCAGGGCAUCCCACCCACAGUGCGAGUCCUGGGACCCACGGGUCCCGGUUCCGGUUCCGUCCUGCCCAACGAUGUGAAUAGCCUCCAGCAGCAGCAGCAGCAGAUGCUCCAGGGCCAGUGCAAUGCCGCCAAUGCUGGCAAUCGGCGACGCGGUGGCCUCUCCAACAUGGUCGACCAGCAGCAACAGCAGCAGCAGCAGACGAAUCCCGCACAACAGCAGUUGGGAAACAUUCCCACGCCGCUGUCUGUGAGCGUCGGAGGCUUCGGCAGCGCCAACUUUGGCGGAGGAGCGGCAGAAAAGCAGCAGCUGGUGGGGCAGGCGGAUCAGCUGUCGAAGCUGAAGGUGCCCCAAGUUCAUCCCCCAAGUGGCGCAGGACCUGGUGGUGCGACUGGCGUGACUGCCGGCGGCCAGGGUUCCAGUGUUCUGAUGCCCGCCGAUACGACGGGUGCCAGCGGGGGGAAUGCGAACGCGAAUCCCAAUCAGAAUGCGGCUGGAGGCGGCGGUGGUGCCGGAGGAGGCGGCGGGACAGGAGGAACGGGUUCCACAGGCAACGACAGCGAAAAGGACUGGCGGGAGUCGGUGACGGCGGAUCUGCGGAACCAUCUCGUCCACAAGCUUGUGCAGGCCAUCUUUCCCACCUCCGAUCCGACGACGAUGCAGGACAAGCGGAUGCACAACCUCGUCUCCUACGCGGAGAAGGUCGAGAAGGACAUGUACGAGAUGGCCAAGAGCCGCUCCGAAUACUACCACCUGCUCGCUGAGAAGAUCUACAAGAUCCAGAAGGAGCUCGAGGAGAAGCGGCUGAAGCGCAAGGAGCAGCACCAGCAGAUGCUCAUGCAGCAGCAGGGCACGGGCCCCGUAUCCGGUUCGGGUCCCGUGGUCGUUCCCGGCGGCGGCCCCGUUGGAGUGCCAGGAGGCGUGGGCGGAGUACCCGGCUCCGUCUCCAAUCCUACGGUGGGCGGUGGCCUUCAGGGCGUCGUCGGGCCGCAACAACAGCAGCAACAGACCCAGCAGCAGCAGCAAUCCGUUGGCGGAGUCCGUCCCAUCAUCAGUCCAAUGGGGGGCGUGAUGCAGCCACAGCAGCUCCGUCCCCAGGGUCCUGGCGGCAUGGUCGUCGGUCAGCAGCAGCAGCAGCCAGUGGGUGGCGGCCCCGUGGGUGUCGCAGGACUGGCAGGAGCACUCGGUGUUGGCGUUGGAGUCGGCGUUGGAGGCCAGGCGAAUAUGGUGACGAUGCGUAGCCACUCGCCCGGCGGCAACAUGCUCACGUUGCAACAGCAGCAGCGCAUGCAAUUCCCGCAACAGCAGCAACAGCAGCAGGCUGGCAACAUGCUGGUGGGUCCUCCGGGACCCAGUCCCGGCGGCAUGGUAGUCAAUCCCGUGCUCUCCCCCUUCCAGACGGCCGCUGGAGCGGCCAAUGUCCUCACCAGUCCAGUGCCUGGCCAACAGCAGCAGCAGCAGCAACAACAGCAACAGCAGCAGCAGCAGUUCAUCAACGCAAAUGGCGGCACCGUAGCGGGCAGCAAUCCCCAGCUUAGCGAAAUGAUGAAGCAGCGACACCUCCACCAGCAGGCGGCAGCGGGCAUGCUCAUGCCCCAGUCACCCUUCAGCAAUGCCACGGCCAUUCAACAGCAGCAGCAACAGCAGCCGAACAGCAACAGCUUCAACUCUACCAUGCAGCAACAGCAGCAGAAGCCGCCUGGAAGUGUCCUCAACAACAUGCCACCGACACCCACGAGCCUCGAUUCAGCCUUGACUACAGGAGGGGCAGGAUCUGGUGCGGCGGGUAGUGGAGGUGCGAAUGGAGGAGGAGGAUCAGCAGGAGGUGUACCCUCGAGUGCGGGUGGAAUGACGGUUUCAGCGCCCAGUCCCUCCCCCGGCGGCGGCGGUGGAGGAUUCAUCUCCAAUGGUCCCGUCGGCACUCCCUCCAACAGCAGCAACACCAACACCAACAGCAACACCAACAACAACAGCAGCAGCAACAGCAUCAUCAAUCCCCCGUCGGUGAACAGCCUCAUGCAGCCAAUGAGCAAUCGAGCCAACACUCCACCCUACGUGCCGGCCUCCCCCGUGCCGGCGACCAGCGCCUCCGGCCUGGCGACUAACAGUGCCCCCACCUCGGCGGCAGCAACGUGCGCCAGCAGCAGCAACAGCAACAGCAAUAGCAAUAGCAAUAGCAACGGCAGCAACGGAAGCAACAGCAACGGCAGCAACAGCAACGGAAGCAACUGCGGCAGCGGGAGCGGCAGUGGCAGUGGCAGUGGGAGCGGCAGUGUGGGAGGAGUUGGAGGCGUUAUGGCCACCACAACGACCACGACGACGUCGGCAACGACGCCGCUCAGCUGCAAUUCCUCCUCGUCGGCGACGGCAACGAUUGCAUCGAGCGGACCGGGCAGCGGAGGCUCUCUUUCGGCGCCGAACAGCAAUCCCCACAUGCUGGCAACGACCUCCUCCGGUGGCAAUGGUAGUGGCGGCAGCAACCAGCAGCAGCAGCAGUCACAGCCGAGCCGCAUGAUGAGCAGCUCGAGCAGCCUAUCCUCCCAAAUGGCCGCCUUGGAGGCAGCGGCGCGUGAUAACGACGACGACACCCCAUCGCCCACGAACGACACAAACGGCAGCGGGGGCGGCGGCAAGGCUUCGAAGGGGAAGCUGGACUCGAUCAAGCAGGAGGACGAGAUCAAGAAGGAGUUCAUGGAUGACAGCUGCGGCGGCAACAACGACAGCUCCCAGAUGGACUGCUCCACGGGCGGCAAGGGCAAGAAUGUCAACAACGACGGCACCAGCAUGAUCAAAAUGGAGAUCAAAUCGGAGGACGCCGACGGCGAUGGCAAUGUCAAGAUCAAGACCGAGCCCAUGGAUGUCGACGAGAGUGCCUCGUCGGCCACACACGAAGGCGGCGGCGGUGGCGGCAAGGAUGAUAUCAACGGUGCCCACGAUGGCAUCUCCGGAGCGGGGGGCAUGGACAUCAAGACCAAGAUCGAGCCAAAGCCCCUGGUCCCAGAGCCACUGGCCCUGCAGGCUGGCGACAAGAAGAAGAAAUGCCAAUUCAAUCCAGAGGAGCUGCGCACCGCAUUGCUGCCAACGUUGGAGAAAUUGCUGCGCCAGGAGCCGGAAUCGGUGCCGUUUCGGUAUCCGGUGGAUCCACAGGCGCUGGGCAUACCCGACUACUUUGAGAUCGUUAAGAAGCCGAUGGAUCUGGGCACGAUACGGAACAACAUCCAGAACGGCAAGUACAGCGAUCCCUGGGAGUACGUGGACGAUGUUUGGCUGAUGUUCGACAAUGCGUGGCUCUACAAUCGCAAGACCUCACGCGUCUACCGCUACUGUACCAAGCUUUCGGAGGUGUUCGAGGCAGAGAUCGAUCCAGUGAUGCAAGCCCUGGGCUACUGUUGCGGCAGGAAAUACACCUUCAAUCCCCAAGUGCUGUGCUGCUAUGGCAAGCAGCUGUGUACGAUACCGCGCGACGCUAAGUACUAUAGCUACCAGAACAGUCUAAAGGAAUACGGUGUCGCCUCAAAUAGAUACACCUUCUGCCAAAAGUGCUUUAAUGACAUCCAGGGAGACACGGUCACACUGGGUGACGAUCCGUUGCAGUCACAAACACAAAUCAAAAAGGACCAAUUCAAGGAGAUGAAGAACGAUCACCUGGAGCUGGAGCCUUUUGUGAACUGCCAGGAAUGCGGCCGCAAGCAGCAUCAGAUCUGUGUCCUCUGGCUGGACUCCAUCUGGCCGGGCGGCUUUGUCUGCGACAAUUGCCUCAAGAAGAAGAACUCGAAGCGGAAGGAGAACAAAUUCAAUGCCAAGCGCCUGCCCACCACCAAGCUCGGCGUCUACAUCGAGACGCGCGUGAAUAACUUCCUCAAGAAGAAGGAGGCGGGAGCGGGCGAGGUGCACAUACGCGUAGUCAGCUCCUCGGAGAAGUGCGUCGAGGUGAAGCCGGGAAUGCGGCGACGCUUUGUCGAGGGCGGGGACAUGAUGAACGAGUUCCCGUACCGGGCGAAGGCCCUGUUCGCCUUCGAGGAGGUGGACGGCAUCGAUGUCUGCUUCUUUGGCAUGCACGUGCAGGAGUACGGAUCCGAGUGUCCGGCGCCCAACACACGACGCGUCUACAUUGCCUACCUCGAUUCGGUGCACUUCUUCCGGCCGCGCCAAUACCGUACCGCGGUCUACCACGAGAUCCUGCUCGGGUACAUGGACUAUGUGAAGCAGCUGGGCUACACGAUGGCCCACAUUUGGGCGUGUCCGCCAUCGGAGGGGGACGACUACAUCUUCCACUGCCAUCCGACGGACCAGAAGAUACCGAAGCCGAAGCGCCUGCAGGAGUGGUACAAGAAGAUGCUGGACAAGGGCAUGAUCGAGCGCAUCAUCCAGGACUACAAGGACAUACUCAAGCAGGCGAUGGAGGACAAGCUGGGCUCUGCCGCCGAGCUGCCCUACUUCGAGGGCGAUUUCUGGCCAAAUGUCCUUGAAGAGAGCAUCAAGGAGCUCGACCAAGAGGAGGAGGAGAAGCGCAAACAGGCAGAGGCAGCCGAGGCAGCUGCAGCGGCGAAUGUAAGCCGAUAUUCCGAGCUCUUCUCCAUCGAGGACAACGAGGUGAGUGGCGAUGGCAAGAAGAAGGGCCAGAAGAAGGCCAAGAAGUCCAACAAGUCAAAGGCCGCCCAGCGGAAGAACAGCAAGAAGUCCAACGAGCAUCAGUCGGGGAACGAUCUCUCCGCGAAGAUCUAUGCCACGAUGGAGAAGCACAAGGAAGUCUUUUUCGUGAUACGCCUGCACUCGGCACAGUCUGCUGCCAGUUUAGCGCCCAUUCAAGACCCCGAUCCACUGCUAACCUGCGAUCUGAUGGACGGCCGCGAUGCAUUCCUCACGCUGGCCCGCGACAAGCACUUUGAGUUCUCGUCGCUGCGGCGCGCCCAAUUCUCGACGCUCUCAAUGCUGUACGAGCUGCACAAUCAGGGCCAGGACAAGUUCGUGUACACGUGCAACAAUUGCAAGACAGCCGUUGAGACGCGCUAUCAUUGCACCGUCUGUGAUGACUUUGAUCUGUGCAUUGUGUGCAAGGAGAAGGUCGGACAUCCCCAUAAAAUGGAGAAGCUUGGCUUCGACAUUGACGACGGCUGUGCACCGGCGGACCACAAGCAGGCCAAUCCCCAGGAGGCCCGCAAACAGUCCAUCCAGCGGUGCAUCCAGUCCCUGGUGCACGCCUGCCAGUGCCGCGACGCCAACUGUCGCCUGCCCUCGUGCCAGAAGAUGCAGCGCGUCGUCCAGCACACAAAGAACUGCAAGCGAAAGACGAACGGUGGCUGCCCCAUCUGCAAGCAGCUAAUCGCCCUCUGCUGCUACCAUGCGAAGCACUGUCAGGAGCAGAAGUGUCCCGUGCCCUUCUGUCCGAACAUCAAGCACAAGCUGAAGCAGCAACAGCUCCAGCAGAAACUCCAACAGCAACAGCUACUGCGUCGGCGUGUGGCCCUCAUGUCGCGGACAGCCGCUCCUUCGGCACUGCCCGGACCGGCGGUUAGCGGGCCGACAGUCGUCGCUGGCGGUGUGCCCGUUGUGGGCAUGGCCAAUGUGAUGCCCGUCGGUCAGGCGGCCGUGCUGCUGCCAGGAGUGGGCGGACAUUCACCGUCUGCUGUGCCAGUGCCUUCGCCAGUGUCUGGCAGCGGAAUGGGUGGCAUGACCUCGCCGCAUCCCCAUCAGCCGGGCAUCGGCAUGAAGCCCGGAGGUGGGGGCGGACACCCGCCGUCGCCGAAUGUCCUGCAGGUGGUAAAGCAGGUGCAGGAGGAGGCCGCUCGCCAGCAGGUGCCGCAUGGCGGUGGCUUUGGGAAAGGCGUCCCAAUGGCCCCGCCCGUCAUGAACCGUGCUCUGGUCGGAGGAGUCGGAGGCGUCGGAGGAGUACCCAACCAGAAUGUGAAUCAGCUGGGAGUGGGUAUGGUCGGUGGAGUGGGCGUCGGAGUUGGAGGUGUUAGUGUCGGUGUCGGAGGCGUCGGAGUGAAUCUGAAUCAGCUGGGACCUGGCAUCGGCGGCGGUGGCAAUCCCUCGGGCGGCCCCCUGCCCGGUGCCGGCAACUGCGGCAAUGUCUUGAAUGCCAACAACCUGCUUUCCAUGGACCAGUGGGGCGCCGGCGGUGGAGGUGCGGGUGUGCCCCAGCCGCGGUACGUGAACAACGCCACGGGAAUGCGCCAGCCGAACCAAAUGAUGCAGCAGCAGCAGAACGUCCUCCAGCAGCAGCAGCAACAGCAGCAACAACAACAACAGCAGCAGCAGCAGAUGAUGCUGACCAACCCGAUGGGCGGAGGAGGGGUCGGCGGCGGCGGCCAGAUGCCCGUCGGCGGACAACAUGGCAUGGGUAUGGGCGGAAUGGGUACGCCGAUGGGAGCGGCCGGUGCCGGAGGCGUGCGUCCACCGCCCGGAGGAGGCGGUGGCCAGGCAGCCGGAAGUUUGAACACGCACCAGCUGGCCCAGAUCAUGCAGAAGAUAAAGAACAACCCCACCAACGAGAGCAACCAGCACAUUCUCACCAUCCUCAAGCAGAAUCCCCAGAUCAUGGCGGCCAUCAUCAAGCAGCGCCAGCAGACACAGAUCAAUGCAGGCGCCGUAGGCGGUGGUGCACCCGGUGGUGGCCUCCAAGCGGGCAAUGGACCCCAGAAUCCCCAGCAGCAACAGCAGCAGCAGCAGCAACAACAACAACAGCAACAGCAACAACAGCAGGUCAUGCAACAGCAGCAGAUGCAGCACAUGAUGAACCAGCAGCAGCAGCAGCAGGCGGGCGGCCCCCAGCAACAGCAGAUAAAUCCCAACCAGCAGCAGCAGCAAGUGAAUCUGAUGCAGCCGGGUGCACCCCACCAGCGGAUGCCCAAUAUGCAGCAGCAGAACUCUGCCCAAAUGAUGCUCCAGAACCUGCCACCGGGCGUCACCUCUCAGGGAGGAAUGGUGCCGAACCAGAACUGGAACAAGAUGCGCUACGUGCCAAUGAACCAAUACCCGCCUCCCUAUUCGCAACGGCAGCGCGGCCCGCACAUGGGCGGAGCGGUGGGCCAGCAGCAGCAGCAGUUCCCGGGCGGCGGCGGAGCGGGCAACUUUAAUGCUGGCGGCGGGGCAGGAGCCGUGGGAGUGCCUGGCGGUGUGGCUGGGGGCGGCGGCGGAGGCUCAGGUGGCCCCGGAGCGGAUCAGUACUCAAUGGCGAAUGCGGCUGUGGUGGCGGCAGCGUCCAACAUCCUGCAGCAGGGCCAAGGCGGAGCCGGUGUGGGAGUCGGAGUGGGAGUGGGCGUGAAGCCAGGGCCCGGCCAGCAGCAGCAUCAGCAGCAGCAGAUGGGCGUGUUGCCGCCGGGUAUGCAGCAACAGCAGCAACAACCCCUUCAGCAGCAGAUGAUGCAACAGGUGUCGAUGCCAAAUGCCCCGAAUGCCCAGCAGAAUCCCGCCGUUGUGGGUCCUGGAGGAGGUCCUGGCUCCCAGGUGAUGGGACCCCCCACGCCGCACUCCCUCCAACAGCAGCUAAUGCAGUCCGCGCGCUCCUCUCCGCCCAUCCGCUCGCCGCAGCCGACGCCUUCGCCCCGCUCAGCGCCGUCGCCACGCGCGGGGCCAUCCGCCUCGCCGCGGGCCCAACCCUCGCCCCACCACGUCAUGAGCAGCCACUCGCCAGCACCUCAGGGCCCACACGACGGCAUGCACAACCACGGGAUGCACCACCAGUCACCGCUACCCGGUGUCCCCCAGGACGUCGGUGUGGGCGUAGGCGUCGGCGUUGGCGUCGGUGUGGGCGUAAACGUUGGCAACUUAAAUGUCGGCAAUGCCGGCGGAGCCCUACCCGAUGCCUCUGAUCAGCUAACGAAAUUUGUGGAGCGGCUCUAGUGCAGCAGCAACAUUGGCCACUCCCUCCUCAACCACAACAGCAGCAACCACAGUGGUGGCCACAUCAACAGCAGUAACAUCACGAACAUCGGCCAUGAUAUUGUCAACUAUCGCUACAACGGACAGUCGCCGCACUACUUCUGAUGGUAGCGACAGAGACAGCGAUUUGAGACAUCCAGCAGAGAAUCCAGCAGCGAAUGCAGCAGAGCCAGAGCCAGAGCCAGGGAUCACACUGUGUUAAUCGUAUUGUUAAAUUCUUUUUUAAACUUUUACUCUUUUCUACUAUCACAAUUAUCAUGUACUUAUAAGAUUAAGAUGCGUCCCACAGCAACCAGCAGCAGCCGGUAGCCGGUAGCCAGCAGCAGUCCCUCGAUGUAUAGCAGGAGAGAGGAGAGUAGCCGGAGAGUAGAGAAGUGAUGGAGGAGUGUAGAGGGAGGGAAAGGCGAUGCAGAUGCUCUUGCUCCUGCUGCUGUUGGUGGAUGGUUGGGUAUUUUCGUACACCUCCACACGCUCCACACACACGGAUUAUUUUUAGGCUUAGGACAACAUUUGAACAAAUGAGGAAACGCAAAUGCAUUACAGUUACGAUUACAGUUAUGAUUAGAAAUUAUCGAUUAUUAAUUCGAUUAUGAUCCCUUCAUUUUUUAUAUAGUGUAAUACGACUAGAUUUAAAUAGAUCAUACAUACACGUUACUAUGGCAUUAUAAACCACCUAUGGCACUAA
This is a messenger RNA of Drosophila pseudoobscura, 13345 nucleotides long. RefSeq names its product CREB binding protein nejire (gene nej). Bases 2428 to 12621 code for a protein of 3397 amino acids. Lineage: Eukaryota; Metazoa; Arthropoda; Insecta; Diptera; Drosophilidae. Gene Ontology annotation, biological process: positive regulation of transcription by RNA polymerase II. Gene Ontology annotation, cellular component: histone acetyltransferase complex; transcription regulator complex. Gene Ontology annotation, molecular function: protein binding; histone acetyltransferase activity; chromatin DNA binding. The transcript has 13 exons. The record is from RefSeq and is a predicted model, not a curated record.